UAAUGUACCAGAACUUAUAUUAGAACUUCAUGACCACUCCCUAAGGACAAUAUUACCCAUAAUACUAUCCUUAGUACUAUUAUCCUGUUUAAAAUCCAUAUAAUUAACAAUAUCAAAUCAUGUAGGCUGUGCCAGCUCUUGUGAUAAAGAAGAAAGUGGAUCAAAUAAAACAAGAAGAGAAAAUCCUUGAAACUAUACCUAAAAAGUCUGUUGCUUUUGUUGAUUUCGAGAAAACUUCAGAACAAAUUUAAACACCUUCAGUUUAAAUCUAAUCUGACGAGAAAGGGAAUAAUUUAAAACCUAAUUUGUUGGUCGACUCAACAAAUAUACAAAAAAAUUUUUCCAAAGCCAUUGUCUAAUAUGCUUUGAGACAAAAAAAAACUGUUUUUCAAAUUCUUGGAGAAGAAAAAGGAAAUCAAUUUCUUUUGUUCAUGAGUGAACUUGUAAAUCAGCUCAGAAAUCUAUUUCAUUUAGUGAAAUACACAUAAGAUGAAGAAUAUCUUAAAGUCAUAAGAAUUUUAGGGUAUAUAAUAUCAAUAAUAUUAGUAAUAACUUUUUAAGGAAAGAAAGUACAUGUUAUAUUUAUAAUUCUAAAAUAAGGUAAAAAACAAGUCACAUCAAGCACAAGGCAAUAGUAAAGAAAGUCCUAUUAAAACUUUGAA
This is a messenger RNA of Paramecium pentaurelia, 662 nucleotides long. Lineage: Eukaryota; Ciliophora; Oligohymenophorea; Peniculida; Parameciidae. The record is from the annotation of a GenBank genome assembly.